Molecule: messenger RNA, 1513 nt
Organism: Cucumis melo (muskmelon)
Lineage: Eukaryota; Viridiplantae; Streptophyta; Magnoliopsida; Cucurbitales; Cucurbitaceae
Product: F-box protein At5g03970
Exons: 2
Coding region: 78-1439 (453 amino acids)
Molecular function (GO): protein binding
Source: RefSeq, a predicted model, not a curated record
AGAAAACAUGAUUUGCAAUUUCCCGUUUGUUCAGCUAAUUUAUAUUUUUGGCCAAAUAUUUUCUUGUACCGUAAACCAUGGAUAACGCCAAAAAUUCUCCCCGCGCGGCUUCUGCUUCUGCUUCUGCAAGCAAUCGGCCAUCAGGUAACACUGGAAGUUCACACUCGUUGGAAAGCUUCCCCAGUCAUAGAGGGAAGAGAAUGGUUAGCGAUAGUAUUCAUUCAGCUUUGGCAUGUGAUGACAUCCUCACUGAAAUCCUCCUUCGUUUGCCAGAGAAAUCUAUUUUCAAACUUAUUCUCGUGUCCAAAAGAUGGCUAUCCUUGAUUUGUAAUUUUUCAUUUCGUCGUAGUUACGAAAAGCAAUGGGGUGCACACACUCGUCUUUUUGGCUUUUUCGUAUGCAAUUUUCUUUACAUUGACAGACCACAAGACGGGGUGAGGCGCCCCCGGUCUGAGCCAGCUCUACCUCUACUUUCAACUUGUCAAGAGAGUGAUGAUUUAGUAUCAUCUGGAAUCUUAAGGAAACUUGGCUAUUUUAUUGACUACUCUGACGGGCUUCUUCUCUGUGGUCGUCACCCUAAACAUUAUUAUAUCUGGGAUUCUGUCACCAAGUACCGACGCCAACUUCCUCAACCUCAAAAGCACUACAAAUAUCUAUGUACUGCAUUCAUUACAGAAGACCCUGGCCCAGAUUGCGGAGAUAUUGUGUAUAGAGUUGUUCGAGCAAACUGUGAAUGCAGAGUUGAUGUAAUUAACACCAUCUCUAUAGAGACUUUCUCCUCUCGGACUUGGACAUGGAAGCAAUCCACUCUUGUUUGUUCUUCAGAUUUUGCUUUGAGCCCGUGGACAGUAGGCACUGUGAUUAAAGAAGUUAUUUACUGGUUUGGAACAUAUCGAAGUCUAGCGAUUUAUGAUCCCGGAUUCGGAGAAAGGCGGAUAACCUCAAUCAAGCUACCGACCGGUAAGCUGACUCAGGACUAUGAGGACUCCAUUUUAGGAGUGUCAUCAGAUGGGCUUUUGCAAUAUGGUCAAAGUGGGAAGCUUGGUUUGGAAACAUGGGUUCUCUUCAAGGAACAAGAUGACUCCUCAUCAUCAUCAUCCUACACCAUAGAAUUCGACACUCAUUGCGAGUACCGGUGGAUGCUACGACACAAGUUAAGCUACAAAGACUUGUGGAAGCAGAACCCGAAUUCAGGUCUUCGCUCUAAAGAAACUCAAAUAUUAUCAUUUAUUCGUCGAAACUCCGACUCUGUUUUCAUUAGGUUGGGAACAAGCAUCUACCAAUGUAACAUCAGAAGCAAAUCACUGGAAGUGACUCCUUACCAUCAUGGUGAUUUUUCUAUUCCAUGGGAUUUUUGUAAAGUAGUGCCUUACUUUCAAAAGAUUUGGCCCCAAUCCCCUUUCCCCACCUCCCCAAACACAGUUAAGCAGCUACUAUGACCAUGAGAUGCCUGUUCUGUUGCCAUUUCUUCUUUUGUUAAUGAUGCUUGGGAGGUUAUCUCUUUUUGUUUGUA